This is a messenger RNA of Acanthosepion pharaonis, 471 nucleotides long. The record is from the annotation of a GenBank genome assembly. Lineage: Eukaryota; Metazoa; Mollusca; Cephalopoda; Sepiida; Sepiidae.
AUGAUUGUUAAUGCAAUCCUAUCUAUCUAUCUAUCUAUCUAUCUAUCUAUCUAUCUAUCUAUCUAUCUAUCUAUCUAUCAUUAUCUCUCUCUAUCUAUCUAUGUCACACUACAUCUAUCUAUCUAUCUAUCUAUCUAUCUAUCUAUCUAUCUAUCUAUCUAUCUAUCUCAGUCUCUCCAUCAUCUACCUGUUCAUUUCUAUUUAUCUAUUACUUUCUAUCUAUUUAUCUAUUUCAAUCUUCCCUAUCUUCCGCUGUCUAUGGAUCUAUUUGUGACAGUUUAUCUCAGUCUGUUCACGUCUGUCAUAUUAUACGAGCUCACUAUUUUCUAUUCCAAUAUGUCUCUGACCAUCUAUGAGAAUUUUCAUGCCAUGCUUUCUCACAGAAUGAUUUCUUCAUCUCUUUUUCCUCCUCAAUUCCCUUACUCCUCUUCGACUUGCUCACCAUUUUCUUUAUUCCAUUCGUCUCUUUAA